This is a messenger RNA of Lolium perenne, 5257 nucleotides long. NCBI's taxonomy places the organism in Eukaryota, Viridiplantae, Streptophyta, Magnoliopsida, Poales, Poaceae. The record is from RefSeq and is a predicted model, not a curated record.
UGUGAGAUAUAUAUGGGUUGCCUUGUGACCUUUACUUGGAUUAUCGAUGGUUUUGCAAGUGUUUCUUAUAUGGGAGACACUCCCAUACAUGUACAAAAUUGUUGGUAUAUAGAAUUCGUGAUAAACAUUUUUGCAAUCUGCACUAAUAUUCAGAAAUGAAAUGCAUGUUUCCUUUACUUGGAAUCAGAUGAAUAAAUUGUUACCAUAUAGGGUUGUUUGAUUCUCUAAACCUGGUUGUUUUUUCACCAGGUAUAGUACUAUUUAGCAAGCAGCAUUACUCAGUUAUAUAUCUGUUGCACCAGGCAAGGAAAUUAAAAGUACAUGUUGCUAUCUAUGUAAAUACUAAUCUUCAGUACAUAAUCGGUAUUUAGUUGACCGAUCUUUCAGAAUCAAGUAGUUAUGUUUUUUGAGGUAGACCGACAUUUUUAUCAUGAGUAGUGUCUGGAUCCUCACAUGAAUUUCAUACUAUUUUUUAUGUGCUACUGAAUCUAUUCAUUUAUUACAGAUCUAUAUUCAAAGUAGACUAUUAAUGUAGUGCAUACUGAUUCAUACUGAUUACUGAAUCACAAUAUUUUUCUAGAAAUCUUCAUGAUUUUUUCACGGGUUCUGAAUUCCUUGUUAAGUAAACGUUGUCUUGCAGUUCACUUUGAUACAUUUUUAUGUGCUUACUGCAGUCUUCCUGUUUUAGCAUAUGUGUUAAUUGCUUGAGGCCUAGGAUUAUUCUUUUGUUGCAGUUGUGCUUGGAAAAUUAUAUUUGCAACAUUGUCAAGGGUUAUGAACCAUCGCCGUCUUCCAGUUUGUUAGUCUUGGCUCCUUCUGCUGUGUUCGUCUGAGCUGCUGCCACGCUAGCGCCCCAUUUUUAUCUGGUCUAUUUUCCUGUUUUGUUAUUUCCUCCUCUAAUUUAUCUGCAAUACUAUGUUUGUAUCGUACCUGCUGAAUGGAGGCUCUGGUGGUUACACCAGUUUUGGCCAUGAUUAGGGCGCUUUGGAAAGUCGGUGUUAUUUUUGUUUUGUUGAGAAGGUGGUGGCUGCCAUUGUUGAGGAUAUGAUUUGGGUGCGAUUGGGGAGGCGGUGGACUGCUUUGUCUUGGGAUGCUAUUAAAUUUGGCUUUGCUCCUUUGUGUGCACUCGGGUUGGUUGUUGACGUGGUGCUUACUCUCAUUAUUUUGUGUGUGUUUUAUUUUCUUUGAAACUUGAGCUCCUAACAAGAGCAUGAUCUUUCUGUGCGUAGGAAGCAUAACCUGCAUUUGCACCAGUGAACAUGAUCAUGAACAAAGCCAUCAAGCACUUAGUCGGCCAGGCACCCCUGCAAGAAAUUGCAAAAAAAUCUUUUAGUGAAGCUGCUGCCGGACACGCUGGUGUACCAAGACAAGUUGGCUUUGUGGACUGGAAAGGAACGGCAUGGGAAGUAAUUCCGCAGCGUGUGCUUGGUGAACAUCAUGUAUGCCUUCCACGGCGACGAGGCCCACGAUAGCAGCCCCGGCGCAAUAAGUGCUAAGAAUUGAGAGGGUGACAAUCCAGCUGCUGGAAGAUCCUCCAAUGGUUGCAAGUAUACAAUUCUCAGUUUGAUGGAGUGUCUUCUAUUAUUUGAGAAUUUUAUUGUUGCUUCUUGCGACUAUAGAGGUUAUACUGGAAGUCUGCAUCGCCAUUGCCAUAGGUAAGUCCUCUGCUCCUAGCUAAUAUGUUGAUUUCAAAAUAAAACGGCUUGUGGUCAUGUCAAUGGUUUCUGAUUGUGUUUGUGCUGCUUUGUGAGCUGGCUUCUACGAGAGUGUAAGAGUGAGUAGAACAGGGGGCCAUUGUUUCUAAAUUCUGAUAAAAUUCAUCUAUAUUUCUGGUACUGGAACAUGUAGUCAUCUACUACUCCAUGACAUGUACUGUUUCCUUAAUUUUGCAUCAACUAUCUUGCCCAUGUAUUUUCUGAUGUUUACCAUGCGCACGUGUGGAUGGUGAAGAGUACUAUAUGUUCCAAUGGGCUAUCUUGAAGUACAUGUGGAUGUCCUCUCAUUUCCUUGCUGUAGCCAGUUUGGCACUUUCUCAUACUUAAAAGGUAUGCUGGAUUUGCAUCGAGUUGGUCUCUUUAGUUUAGGAAUGUUUUUCUAUCUAUCAGUGAUGUUAGGUUGUGGCUGAUGAAAAAAAAACAUUAUUGUAGGAUGUCUAAUCCCUUUUGAAAAACUACGCUCUCCUAAUUUAGUUAAUUUCACAUGGUACGAACACACUAUAGGUCACAUGGUCGCUUGGUUUUGUCUCAGAUCGGGUAUGGUGUCAAAAUAUUUUUUAUGAACACAGGCCUUGCAUUUUCUCAUAGGUAGAAACAAAAGAGUUGUUCAUACGUACGCCAUCAACUUGCUGUCCAUGGUGUAACAAUCAUUCUUACAAGGCGUGCGAAAAUAUAGGGAGACAUAUGUGGUUGACUUCAUCCAUCAUGAAUACAUCGUUAGCACAUCUAUGUGCCUUUUUGUCUGCUAAAUAGUUCUACAUGUUAGAGAAUCAGCGAUUUCGGUUUGUUCAUUCAUUGCUGGAUUUCACUCCGCUAGAUAGCCACCAUGGUCGAUAAACUGAAAGUAUGUAUGUUUCUUUCUAUGCAUAAGGAGGGUAUGCUCCAUCUUUCAUGAGCCUUCCACCCCGAGGUAUGAGUUGUUGAGUAGGCCGCGACAAAUCUACAGGGUUACAAUCAGGUGAUGGUUGAUCCAGUACAUGCUAUUGUUUAGUAUAUCAUUUGAAUCUAGCAAUGGAUGAUUCAGCACAUCAUAUUACUUUGUAAAACAGCUUGGCCAUUUCCUUUUUUGAAACUUUCCUCUCAUUUAUUAGAUGAUUUGUGGCAAGUAUAGAUUGGACAUAACAGAUCUACAUGUUACUAAGCUAAUUAUAGACUGAUAGUUUGUUCCCAGUCAAGCUUUACAUUCUUUACAUCAAUUAUUUUUAAUCUCGAUUUGUUCAAGCAUUUAUUUUUCCAAAACGAUACAUAGCGGUGGAUGUACAUGGAUAGUGACCAAUGAAAUAGUAUGAUACAUCAAACACAACUCAUGUGCUCCUAAGAAGACAAUUAUCUUGACCAGGACAGUGUUGUAACACCAAAUAAGGCUACAGAGGAAGGGGUGGGAAAAGGAGGAGCCGCUUGAUCGUUUCUGUCGAGCUGUCAUUGAUCUGAUCGGUUGUGAUCGCCUCCAGUGCUCUACUUUCCAGGGCCACAACGACCAUUGCUGGUUCUACUGUGGGCUGAUCCAUUCUGUGCUGAUGGUACCUCUGAACCCCAUCUGUUGUUUCCUAAUUUUAGCGUCAAUCGAUGGAUGGUAUUUCCUGGUCUUCGUAACUACUAUGUCAUUCAGGUAGAGUGAUUAUGCAGUGCAGAAGCCAUGUGAAAAUCGAUUACUUCCCUUCACGGAUGGUUAUCAUGCAGUGAGCUCCAUAGCAUGAUUAUUUCUUAGUAUCUUCAUGUUGACGAGUUGCUCGACUGUCCACGGGAAAUAUAAUUCUUUGAUUACAUGUAAGAUACAACAUGGUUCAGGCCAUGGGAGUGAUAAUAUCUGUUGUUUUUAUAUGCAUAUUUAGGCAAGAAUAUUUUCAUAUGAUUUAUGUACAUUGUAAAUUUGUCAUAGACGUUAUCAGUUUAGUCAUGUAAUGUCCAGUGAAGUGCCUAAUUCUUCGGCUUCUCAGUAUAAAUAUCAAGUUUGUACCCUUCAUCCGCUAACACCCCAAUAAAACAAUUGCUCGAAAGAAAAAAGACAUCAACAAAACAACGGGCGCGGCAGAGCGCGCCAGGUCCUUCUAGUUCAAGCUAAAGCAGAUACCUUUCAUACAGGCCAUGCACAAAUUUAUGUCGAUGUUGGUUGCUAGCUCUGUGUCUUGGAUUUUUUUAUUUUUUUUUAAUAAUUUGGUUGUGUGCAUCAUUGAUAUCUUAAAAUUGCUCUUGAUAUUGAUUUGUUGCUGAGGCUAGGUGUAUUUGGUAUCUAUUUAGUAUUAUAUAUUACCCCUUAUCGAAAAAUGCAUUAAAUUGAUGUUAUUGUAGUAGAUGCCCAAAGGUUCUCUUUUGCGCAAUUGGCGAAAUCAACAUCUAACUUCGCGUCAGAAGAAAUACUUGGAGCUGGUGCCUUUGGUACUGUAUAUAAAGGUAAACUGAAUAGCAUGGAUGUUGCUGUAAAAAAGAUAAUUAUGCCAGAUAAUAAUGAGGAACAAGGACAAGUGAGGAAGGACUUUGAUAACGAGAUUAACGUUAUGAGGCCGCUUCACCAUUGCAACAUUAUAAGUCUUGUUGGUUGCUGCAAGGACAAAAAAAAUCUAAUUCUUGUGUAUGAGCUAAUGGAGAAUGGGAACCUCGAGGACCAGCUUUACCCCAAAGCUGGUGCCAUGGAUUCGGACCUUCAUGGUGUAACGGUUCCGGGCACUAAUCUGAUGCUAGAUUGGCCAAAAAGGAACAGCAUACUGAUUGGAGUAGCCACUGGUCUUGUAUACCUCCACUGUGAAUGUAAGGAAACCCUCCUGCAUGGCGAUAUCAAGCCAAGUAAUGUGAUGCUUGGCAAAAGCUUCAAUGCGAAGCUGUGUGACUUUGGGCUGGUGAAGCAAAUCAGCAAUAGUAAAACCUCACGCUCGACGGACAGCAUCCGUGGGACCAAAGGCUACGUCGACCCGGCAUAUGCGAACACCGGCAGGGCAUGCGAGAAGAACGAUAUCUACAGCUUCGGCAUAGUGAUGCUUGAGGUUGUAUGCUGUGAGAGACCGUCCGUGACUCAGCAUGGUGAUAGGAUUAUGAACAACCUUGUCGAGAAGGUGCGGGCAUGUCAUCAGAGGAAUGCUAUUCUGGAUGCAGCUGACGGACGGCUGAGGGGUCAGUCUGACGAGCAACUUAAGCGGGUGCUGAUUAUCGGGCUCUUCUGUGUCCAUCCGGAUCCCGAUCAACGUCCACAUACCAGGAAAGUGCUGGAAUACUUGACAAGCCGAGCCGUUCCGUUGCCUUUUCUCCCUACUAGUACAAAUUAUACUUUUCCCAUGAUGAAUGAGAGUAGAUCAUAUCCGUCAACCUCCCAUAACCGCAGUGUAAGUGAAGAUGAGUUCAGCACGUCUGCCACUGUGCCCCCUCGGCAUGCACGAAGAGAUGAAGACGCUGGUACGGCAGCUUUCCUGACCAGCCAGAGCUGAAGUUCAUCAUUAAAUUCAGUCUACUUCCUUGCUAUUGUAUUAUCAAUCAUAUGCUACCUAUCUGUCUUGUACCCAUGGUCUACACGGCCCGCGCUUUUAGUACCUAAAUGGCUCUGUAUCCAUGUA